UCAAAAGAAGCAGCUAGCACAGGUUAAAACUGGAUCAGAAGCUAGUCCUUUAUACCAGAGAGGAUUGCAAUAGAAACCAUGAUCAACUCUUUAGUUUGUUUCUAUCAUUAGUUUGACUUUGUUUAAGCUGAUGAGAUAGGACAGAAGCAGAAGCAGGUCAUUUGUUGCUUAAAUUCCAGUUCAGUUUGCUGGGAGCAGAGAAAAUUAAGAAGCAAACAUGGAUAAUGACUAUGAGCGAUGGGAUUUAUGGAAUCUACGGUUUUGUGUUAUCCUGAGCAUCGUCCUACAGCCUACCUUAGCGCUCUUGCCAUCCAUGAGGCAGCGAUACAAAUCCGUCUGGGUGCACAUAUUGAUCUGGUCCGUCUUCUUGCUAUCAGAUUGGAUACCCGUUUAUGCUCUUGGUCAAACCAUCCAAAGCCCCAGUGACGUGAAGGACUCCAACUCCAUUUCCGAAGAAAAUAGAGAAAUUUUUGUAUUCUGGGGACAGUUUUUCUUGGUCUAUCUUGGAACAACUGACAGCCUCUUGGAUAGAGGUAUUUGGCUGAAGCAACUUGCUGGGGUCAUUCUACAGCUUGUGUUUACUGCCAAUAGCUUGUUUAUGCUCGUAGUAGCCAAAAGCCAUAACCUACGGGCCGCCACGCUCCUGGUGUUCUUUGUGGGAGUUAUCAAGUGCUUUGAAAGAGUGAAUUCUCUUCUCAAUGCAGGCUUUGAAAGUUUUGGACAAGUUUUGUUGCCCAAACCGAACCCCGGACCUGACUAUGAAGAGGUUGUCACGGCAUUCUCAAGGACACCAACGACGGGUGCGCAGGUGAUCCGAAUGCCGUCAGACCGGAUGAAUAUGACGCUGCUUAACUCUGAGAACUCCAACACAGAAUUCAAUGAUUUCCGAUUGAAGGAAGAAGCAUAUUCAAACUUGAAGGCAUUCAAGGUCCUCUUAGCUGGCUCUUCUGUGAGCUUCGAGGAUCGAGAAAAGAGCAGGGAGUUUUUCCUGAGACUUAACAAAUCAGCUAAUGCUUUUAGAUUAGUUGAGUUAGAGCUCAACAUCUUGAACGAUUUUCUCCAUAACAAGGCGGCUACAGCACAGAACAGGGUUGAGGUCUCUUUGCGAUCUAUUUGUUUCGCCUUUAUAAUUGCUGCCUAUAUAUUGUUUUACGUAGCUAAGAAGGAUGAUUAUAGUGAUACUGAUAUUAAUCUUACCUACCAAUUGAUGGUUGCACCCAUUUUACUUGAUAUCACAUUUAUACCAACGCUCAUCCUUUCUAAACGGAGCUCCCUUUGCGGAGAAUCAUCCUGGAGAAAACGUAUAGCUGCAUUUAUGCUGAAACAAAAAAGAUGGUCCAGGUCAGUCUCCCAGUAUGAUAUGAUCAGCUAUUGCCUAGGUAGCCGCCCAAGGCUAGUACUCUGCAGGUUGAUUCGAAGUAAUUUUCAUCUCGAAGGAUAUAUAGACAGGACGAGAACAGCCUUUGUUUCUUCCGCAGUUCCUGUCACUAAAGAUCUGCAGGAUUUUAUUUUCAAUGAGCUCAAAACAAAAUCUGAGAAUGCAGACAAUUUAAAGGAUGCGGCAGAAGCAUGUUCACAAAGGGGUAGUUCAGCCCUCUUGCGGAGUAGGAGUACCACUCCCGAGUCUACAAAACUUAAAUGGAGCAUUGAAGAGUUCGAUUAUAUGAAGAGCCUUCUCCUUUGGCACUUGGCCACCGAGUUCUGUUAUCAGCUUGAUCAGGAGGAAGACCUGUUGUCAAGCACUCAAAGAGAGCAUAAAAACAUUUGCAAGCUUGUCUCAGACUAUAUGUUUUAUCUACUGGUCACACAGCCCAAAAUGUUGCACCCAGAUCUUGGAAAUUGGGGCGUAACCUUCCAAGACACUCGGGCAGAGGCCGAAAGAUUUUUUGAAAAGCACUCAAUAUUGCGCCAUUUGGAGGCCUGUGAGAAGCUGAAUAAGGUAGAAACACCAUACAGAUCGGCUAAAGUGAAGGGAGACAUGAGCAAGUCUUUGUUGUUUGAUGCGUGCAUCCUCACUAAAGAGCUAAGAGCUAUGGAGCAGAAGAGGUGGGAGGUUAUGGCCAGAGUGUGGGUAGAAUUGAUGUCUUUUGCUGCCAUUAAUUGCCUGCCCGCCAUACAUGCGCAGCAACUAAGUAGAAGCGGAGAACUUUUGACUCACAUUUGGCUACUGAUGAACCAUCUGGGUUUGGGAACGCAGUUCUUUGAACAGGAAAGGGAACAUGGAAAGAUAUGAGAUAUAAGCAGAGGAGAUGAGACCUAGAAUGUUCACUGGAUGCUUAGCUUCAAGAACUAUUUUAGGGAUGAAGAUUAUGUUUAUUAUUGAGGUUUCUUAUUAUGCUUGGAUUGUCUUUAUAUAUAUUUUCACUAGGCUUCUAUUGGUAUCCUCUUAGUGUUUGCAGUGGGAGAGGUUUCGAGUUGAUUAGAUAAAACCAUAUUACCUCAUGUCACAUUCCGGUUGUUCUCGUUUGGCCUUUGAUUUGAUAGGUUCUACAUAGACUCGAUUAUGUUGUGUUUCAGCGGACUUUUGAGUUGAUAAUGUAGCAGAUUAUUGGAAAUUCUCUCUUUGACUC
Morus notabilis is the source of this 2570-nucleotide messenger RNA. RefSeq lists its product as uncharacterized. The record is from RefSeq and is a predicted model, not a curated record. Bases 218 to 2233 code for a protein of 671 amino acids. Lineage: Eukaryota; Viridiplantae; Streptophyta; Magnoliopsida; Rosales; Moraceae. The transcript is spliced from 2 exons.